CGGUCGCCACGGCUCACGUGGCGUCAGGCGAGCGCGGAGCGGAUCGCCGGAACACGCCGCGCGUGCAAGUGGGCGGCGGCGCGAGCAGCGCUGUGACUGCGAGGAGGAGCCUCCUAAUAAAGACCAGAUUUACUGCAUCUACUAUGGCUGUGGACAAUGGGAAUGCCGACAUGUCAGCGGGAGUUGGGGUGGGGGGUGGGGGACACAGCAUGGGCCGGCCAGUGAAGGCGCUGGUGCGGGUGGCCACGCAGGUCAACGUGGUGCCAGCUCACCGCCUCGUCAACUUCGACGCCCCAGCCACGUGCGUUGCCCUUGACCCUUCUGCCCAGGCGUCUCUCAACGAGGGGAGCCAGGGCGUGGAAGUGUGGUGGCUGGGAGCGCCGCGGCAGAGCAACGGCUUAAACGGGAAGCAGCAAGUGGUGUGCAGCAAGGUCAGGUUCUUCACGAAGGGUGCCUGCCAGGGUGCGCCGGUGGCCGAAACCGUGAAGCCGCAAGUCCCCAAUCUGAAGAAAAACUUCCUCCGGCCCAGCAAGCUGGAGGUCCCCAAAUUUGCUUCUCUUUCUUGCGAGGCUG
Molecule: messenger RNA, 573 nt
Organism: Closterium sp. Naga37s-1
Lineage: Eukaryota; Viridiplantae; Streptophyta; Zygnematophyceae; Desmidiales; Closteriaceae
Source: the annotation of a GenBank genome assembly